AUGUCGUCAACAUCCACGCCAUCCAAGACGUCCAGCGAAAACAUUGUUGCUCAGAAAUAUGACCGCUGCUUGGCGGAUCUGCUUGUGAAGUCGGGUGUGGGCUUUAGCGCAGGCGUGAUCGCGUCGGUCAUCCUCUUCCGCAGGCGGGCAUGGCCCAUCGCUCUCGGAACAGGCUUCGGGAUGGGUGCGGCAUAUGCGGACUGCGACCGUUCCUUCAACCCUGCUCGGAUACCCGGUACACGUAUCAUUCCCCACAGCGAGGCGGAGAACAAGUAA
This is a messenger RNA of Sparassis crispa, 276 nucleotides long. Its product is annotated as MICOS complex subunit mic10. The transcript has 5 exons. Gene Ontology annotation, cellular component: MICOS complex; mitochondrion; mitochondrial inner membrane. Lineage: Eukaryota; Fungi; Basidiomycota; Agaricomycetes; Polyporales; Sparassidaceae. The coding region runs from base 1 to 276 and encodes 91 amino acids. The record is from RefSeq and is a predicted model, not a curated record.